AAUUCUUGCAAGCCGAUGGCUGCAAGUCACUUCCCCAUCUAAGAUUCCGUUCACUUUCUUCUCCCGUUACGAUGGAGAUAGAUUCCCUUCCCAAUGGCGGCAGCACCGCCGCGACGGCCACCACCGGAACUGCCGUGACUUCUGCCGCCGUCAACAACGCCGCCGCACCUCCUCCGUCCUCACAGCUUAGCCAACUCACCGAGUCUUUGAAGCUUGAGCAUCAGUUCUUGAGGGUCCCUUUCGAACACUAUAAGAAGACGAUCCGUGCUAAUCAUCGCAUCAUCGAGAAGGAGAUCUCCUCCGUCGUGUCUAGCGUCUCCAGUGUUGCCGAUAGUGACAUAUCCCGUGAUGACGCAGUCAACCAACUGAACUCCCUUGUCUCCAGGCUACAAGGGCUUAAGAGGAAGUUGGAGGAAGGAAGUCGAGCAGAGCAACUGCAAGCACAAAGAUAUCGAGUGCGUAUUGGUCACUUAGAAUCUGCUGAUGCAGAAAAAAUAUCAGAAUGGAAUGACACACGUCUGAAGAGGAUUUUGGUGGAUUACAUGUUGAGAAUGUCAUAUUAUGAUACAGCAGUUAAACUUGCUGAAUGCAGCAAUUUACAGGAUCUUGUUGAUAUUGACGUGUUCCAGGAAGCAAGAAAGGUUAUUGAUGCUUUACAAAAUAAGGAUGUUGGACCUGCUCUAACCUGGUGUGCUGAGAACAAAUCAAGGUUGAAGAAGUCCAAGAGCAAAUUGGAGUUUCAAUUAAGACUUCAAGAGUUCAUAGAGUUGGUACGGGCUGAAAAUAAUUUGCGAGCCAUCACAUAUGCUAGGAAAUAUCUUGCACCUUGGGGAGCCACUGACAUGAAAGAAUUGCAGCGGGUUAUGGCAACCCUGGCCUUUAAAAGAGAUACUGAAUGUGCUACAUAUAAGGUCUUAUUUGAACCUAAGCAAUGGGAUUAUCUGGUGGACCAAUUUAAACAGGAAUUCUACAAGUUAUAUGGCAUGACUGUAGAGCCUCUGCUUAAUAUCUAUCUGCAAGCUGGACUUUCUGCUCUGAAAACUCCAUACUGUUACGAGGAUGAUUGUACAAAAGAGGACCCUCUAUCCCAGGAGGGUUUCCGGACGCUGGCGAAGCCAUUGCCGUACUCUAAGCAGCAUCACUCAAAGCUUGUUUGCUACAUAACUAAGGAGCUAAUGGACACAGAGAACCCGCCACAAGUCUUGCCCAAUGGAUAUGUCUAUAGCACUAAGGCUCUUGAAGAGAUGGCAAAAAAGAAUGAUGGUAAAAUCAUCUGCCCGAGGACUGGUUUGGUUUGCGAUUAUGCAGAAGUGGUGAAAGCUUACAUCUCAUGAUUCUACAUGCUUGAGCUUGUUUAAUGACUGUAAGUUUGACGCUUAAGUCCUGCCUUGUACCUCUAAGCUACUCGAGAUUUCUGGUGAAAAGAAAAGAAAGGGUCUGGAAAAUUAUUGUCUCGGACGUGCCAUUGUUAACUGCCCGUACAUUUACAUUUUUACUUCUGGUCUUUGCUUAAACGUGUACAUAAUUCAUGUGUAAUCAUAGUUUCAAAUGUCACUUUGGGAAUUA
Molecule: messenger RNA, 1566 nt
Organism: Prosopis cineraria
Lineage: Eukaryota; Viridiplantae; Streptophyta; Magnoliopsida; Fabales; Fabaceae
Product: protein MAEA homolog
Exons: 7
Coding region: 72-1334 (420 amino acids)
Biological process (GO): proteasome-mediated ubiquitin-dependent protein catabolic process
Cellular component (GO): nucleus; cytoplasm; GID complex
Molecular function (GO): protein binding; ubiquitin protein ligase activity
Source: RefSeq, a predicted model, not a curated record